Babesia microti strain RI is the source of this 5265-nucleotide messenger RNA. RefSeq names its product Sec7 domain. The record is from RefSeq and is a predicted model, not a curated record. The transcript has 3 exons. Gene Ontology annotation, biological process: regulation of ARF protein signal transduction. Bases 1 to 5265 code for a protein of 1754 amino acids. Gene Ontology annotation, molecular function: guanyl-nucleotide exchange factor activity. Lineage: Eukaryota; Apicomplexa; Aconoidasida; Piroplasmida; Babesiidae.
AUGGAGAAACAGCUUGACGUGUUGCUUAACGAACUAUACAAAGUCAUUGCAGGGAUACGCGAAUGCAAGAGGUUCAACAAACUCGAACCAUCAGGAAAUGGAACCAAAGUCCUACUACAACUCAAUAAUGUCGUCCAAUACAUCCAACAAUUUCACCAUGAAUCCUCAAUGUUCAACUACCGGCAGGUUGAUGCGCUCAUUGAUAUGCUACAAUCGGCCGAAUGGUUGGCAGCCGGUCUAUGGCCAACAACGCUAACGGCGCUUACAAAUAUACUGAAACAACCAGCGUCAUGUACAAUCAUAGACAAGUCAUUUUCCGCCCUGCUGGCCGUUGACGUAAUCGCCUUUGAGCAUAAACUAGAAGGCAUAGCCAGCGAAUACAUGCACUCCCUAACACAAAUCCUGGCAGGAGAUUGCUCAAAUAAUGUCAAUCCCAAUACGAUCUGCCAGGCAUACCUUAAAAUGUUUCACCUAUCGCUACAAAAUAAACACGCCACAAUAAGACUUCAUGCACUUAAUACAUUCACACACCUAAUCACAAGGCAUCACCUGCAAAACUUCCAAUUGCCACUCCUACUUAGCGCAAUAAUCAGCCUGGACUGGCUGGCCCGCAUUAGGAACGAACCAAAUAAUGAGCGACUUCAUAUAACCAGCAUCAAAACCUUGGAAGCACUACAGAUAUAUAAAUUCGACUAUCACGCUGUUGUUAAAUUAUAUGCAACAAACGUCACGUCUUUAGCCGCGCUAAGCAGGGGUAUCAUGCCAACUGCAUUCUCCAACUCGUUCCUAGACCGCCUCUCAGCGCUAGUCGUAGCGGCCCUCAACUCUGUCAAUGAAUUCCUCGAGCUACGCAUUCACACCCUGGGAAACAGCGCAAAAAUAUGCAAACAAUCACUAAAAUUUGUCCUGAUAAAUCACCUCUCCUUCGCCCUUUUCGUUUCCUUUCUUUGGGAAAAUGAAGGAGUGCUAGAGGCCGCCAUCAGAUGUAUGUUUAAUCUACAUAAAAUCUUCGGGAUGGAAAUCUCCAAACAGUUAGAAUUCCUCAUAUCACAACUCUUUUCUAACGCACUUAACGCAAACAAAGAUUACAAUGCAUACCUAUUGCGCCGAAUAUUCCUUGCCAUAUCUGUACGUGAUAUACACCACUAUAUGGACGCCUGCCCGCACAGACACAACACCUACCAGGCCCUAGUAAAAUUGCUGUUAUCUAACUGCAUACCUAACUUUAGGGGAGACGCUAGGGCACUUGGUCUGAGUAAACGAAAAAACGUCUUCUCCCAGGCGCGCGCUAGGGCGCGGGAACGAAGCGCUAGAUCCGACGAUGCGGGGUCCAUGGCUGAGGGGAUCUCCUCGGACGUCUUCUCUCAUACGUUGUCGGCCCUAUCUGCGUUAUUAGCUGCUAUUUCGUUUCCUCGAUCUAGUGGGGGGUGUCUGGCGGGCGUGGAAAUGGGGACAGAAAUGACUGAAACUGAAACGGCGGAUAAUGUCACAUUGGAACAACUAGUGGAAAAAUUCAACAGUGAUGGAGAGUGGCUCAGUCAUUUCGAUGGAGAUGAAACAAAAGUCGCGCAUUUCCUAAUGUGCCCCUUUUUGGACCUAAAAAAGGCUGGCGAAUUCCUUGGGAGCCAUGUGGAACCAGUAUUCAUGGACAAAGUGAGAAGGGAAUUCGUAGCCCAAUUCAACUUCACUGCAAUGCCCAUCAUCACGGCCCUUAGAAAAUUUCUGGCCACAUUUCGCCUGCCAGGCGAGUCACAACAAAUCGAACGUAUUAUUGACACGUUCGCAGAAACAUAUUUCGCGCAUCAGCUUGAAUGGUCGGCCCCGGAAGCGGCACUCUGCGACGCUGAAAACGCAACUCCACGUAGCGAAGGCUGUCUCAUGCACUACCGAUGGGUAGUGCAUGAGGAAGUCUACUACGAAACCUUCAGGGACGAGUCCUUCCUCUCUGCCCUGCGGGCCUACUACAGCCCCCCGCCCUCCGCCCAGUGCAUAGACUCUAACCGAGUGGAGCUGGCACCUGAUAGAACAAUGUCCACGUGUGCAGAUGUUCUCGGCCCCUACGUCUGGAGAAAGUCCUUCGAGUCGGGAUUAGGCGCGUGGUUUGCCAACGCAGAUGCCGUAUUCGUGCUCUGUUAUUCAAUCAUAAUGCUCAACACUGACCUGCACAACUCCCAUAUCCGGAACAAGAUGAAGCUAGAAGAAUUUAUACGCAACAAUAAGGGCAUCAAUGCAGGGGACGAUCUUCCGGAUGCGUUCUUGUGCGACAUUUAUAAAAGCAUAUCCCGCUCGCAAAUUCAGCUGUACAGAGAUCAUGCCGGGUCGAUACAGCCCACUAUGGACUCUUUCAAUACUAAUUACUCCGCCAGAAAAGUCGAUAUGCUUCAGCUCCCACUCCUUCAGUACCGUCAGUUCUGGAGCAAGGUUGAUGAUGGUGAAAUUUUGAUCGGCAUUGAGGCCGAAUCUGGGCGAGAGGAUCGGGCCGAGGAGGUAUUAGAUUCAGGCGCCAUAGGUUCAUCGGCGCCUUGCCUUGGAAUUCUGGUUAGCGCAGGCGUACUGGAGUUUUUGGAUUCCGCAGUAUACCUUUCUGAAUCUGCAGAAUUCCUCCAGGAGACAUUGACCACGUUGUGGAAACUGUCUGUAAUAGCAGCUAAAUUUGAUGCGGUUGACCUGGUCAACGAAAUAUUCACCCUGCCUUCUCUAACCUUCACUGAUCAGCUAUCUCAUAGGUGUCAAAUUAUUGUCGCCUUUUCAAUGCAUUUUGUGGCCGCAUUUGGCAAAUUGUUCGAUGCCAAAUCUUGGGAAGUCGCGUACUCUGCUCAACUUUCGCUUCUUUCUUUAAAUCUGCUCCAAAAUUCAACGUUUGGAAUGCCGAGCCCUUGCAGUUCCCCCGGGGGCGCCCUUGUGCCGCCAAAAGUGAAGUUCCAUCGUGCAGAUCUCAGGCGCCAGGGUUUUAAGUGGAUCAGCGAUAUUGCAGGGUACAUCUUCUCCAACAAGCACACAGCCGCAGAACCUGUGGCUCCGGCGGCAGAUGUUUAUUCUGCGCCACGAUUCGGCAGGGAGGCGCUGGGGAAGGCCAGUAUGCACUUUUUGUUUUCUCCGCAAAACAGGAAUGAUCUGAUCUCGAACCCAUUGUUUGACCCUUUGUUGGCUGCAGCAGAAGUUGAGUUGAUCAGGUCUACAGAGGACGAGCUCUGUCUUAGGCAACUGCUUGACAUGUUCUACCAGUAUGGUUCGGGUCUUCCCUCUGCAAGCAAGGCCUCCAGGACCGUGGACUGUUCCCAGCGCCCUCCCAUCGCAGCCAUGCUCAACCUGUCUACGCUUCCCGACGCUUCUCUCCCGCAAUUGCUCGACUAUUUUAAAUUCCGUCUAGCUCUUAUUAACCACUACAAAGUGCACCUUUUGGUACCGGCGGUCCUAUGUUCCCACGACUGCAAGCUGCCGCAGUUUGACUCUGGCCUAGGGGAGAUCGAGAGGUGGCUCUUUAACCAGUGGCCCAGGAGUGCCCAGGGCGCAUUGGGGAGUGGCAUGGACACGAUGGGCAAUGGAAAGGGCGGUCGCAGGUUGGAGAGGGAGGAGGAUGAUUCUGAUAGGUGCAAAAGGGGCGUCAUACUGGCGCCUAACGAGAAGGAGCUGUCCCGUUUCAGGAUUAGGGCAUCUCCCUUAGUUGCUUUGGCCACGCUGGGCCUAUUGGUGGAAGCUAUCGCAGAGGCCGGGGAGGCUGAGACGGCACCUCCUGCGGCAAAGGAACUGGUGGCUGUAAAACUGGACAGGGCAUUGGCCCUGUUUGCCCGUGUGGUGUACAGCAUAUUUGACUCGGAGUUACUGGAUGUCACAAACGUUUCUGUUGCAAAUAGUGGCACUGAAGAGGAAAAGCCGUCUGCAAUCGGCGAUGUGGGUUCUGCCGCGUCACUGGAUUGCACGGCGCUAAAUUGGCUUGCGGGCGACGACCUUGACAGCAUCAAGGCCUGUGCGGUUGCCAUCGUACUGGGCUUCGUCUCUAGGUCUAUUGGCGGCGUGGGCUCUGGGCUCAGGCGUUUAUGCGGAGAAAUGCUAUUUCUUAUAAGUAGGCUGCCCUGCAAGUACCUGUCCCUGCACUGGAUGAAGGCUCCGCUACACGCUGCAAUCGCAGCCGCCGCAGGCGGCGUCUCCUCAAAUUCGGGGGGGUUUUUGCCGGCUUUGUUGUUGAUUCAGCGCAUAUGUGGAAUGGGUGAUUUGACGAUUGUUCACCAUCACGACCGGCGUUCUUGCGUGACCGAAGAGCAUUCUGUUUGGCGUAUUUUUAAUCGCUUAAUCGCAAAUAGUGGGUUUUCUCGCGGGGAGCACCGGGAUCAUUUGGCUGAUGUUGUGCAGACGAUCAUUGUAAUAGCUGUAUUUUAUCAAAAGUGUCCCCCGCUUGAGGAGGAGUAUGGGGAUCAGGUCGAGGCGGUGAAGCUUUUGGUUGGCCUGGCGGAGGGGGGGGCGUUUGGCGGUGAGAGGGGCAUUGUGAUGCGAUCCCUAGCCCUCAUCUCCGCGUUUGCUCCAAAGGCCGUGAGGGCUGGAGCUAUGGUUAAUCUGCAGCAUCGCCUUUGCCACCCAGGCCAUGAUCUAUCGCUUAAUGAUUUUUUUAGUCUGUUGGAUGGCGUCGUUAUCCCCCUGGUUACAUAUAGGUGGACCUACAGAUAUACAUAUACACUCGAUGUUGGUGGCGAGUGUGCCUCGUUGCCACUCUUUCAUGAGCAUCUUGCCGCCUCUCUAUCCACAGAAUCGGCCGCGAAAUUCCUUUCUGAUGAAGGUAUCGCUGCCCGAAUGGCAAGCUCAUUUUCCACCCUCUGUCAAACUUUCAUGGCAUCUCUCUCACUCUUGCUAGCAGCCCGUGAUAACCCCCCCAUGAGUGUUGGCCACUCGAUGGAGGAACUCACAAAAUGUGGGGAAAACUGCAUUGGGUACCUCCUGCUGGCAGUGCGCAUGGUCCUGAAGAGCCUGGCCGAACCGUCAGCACGGAUCCUUAACGGAAAGGGCGCCGAGACAUUUAUAGAGGCCAUCAAAAAUCUCAUUUUCGUCAUCCUCUAUACCGAUGAGAUCAAGUAUGCCCCUGAAACGUGCGCCAAGCAUGUCCACGGGUACCAUCUGCUGGACGCCUGCGCAGAGGCUGCCGGCGUGGCCGAUAAAGUGGCGGGCGCGGAGACUAGCGACCGCGCCGUGUUGGCCACGGUCGCCAACUCCAUUUCAGAUGCCCAGGGCCUCCAGGAUAUCUUUGUUGGCAUCAUCCAAACCAUAUAUGCUUGA